Molecule: messenger RNA, 3117 nt
Organism: Malassezia pachydermatis
Lineage: Eukaryota; Fungi; Basidiomycota; Malasseziomycetes; Malasseziales; Malasseziaceae
Exons: 3
Coding region: 1-3117 (1038 amino acids)
Source: RefSeq, a predicted model, not a curated record
AUGCUUCGAAGUCAGGAUGAUUUCGAUGAUGAAUGGCAAGAAAUGCCAAUUGAACAUAUUGGCACAUCCGAAGAUCCAGAUCUAAGCUUUGACAAUCUCGAUGACGAUGUAGCCUUGUCGCCAGCGACACGCCGCGCCGUCCGUGAAGCCAAAACGAUGCGUCGACGUCGUGAGCAUUUGCGGGGCCGAGGGACGACAGCGCAAGGUGGCACUUCGAAUGUCGCAGGAAAGCACCUUGAUGUUCACGAUGUGCGUGGCUACGAUUGGCGUACACGUCCCCAUGCGGACAAAGAUGACAUCAGUCCUUUGCCGCUUGACAACCAGGGGUACACACAAGUGCGCUUGGAUGAAGACGAGGAAGAAUAUGAGCUCCAAGCAGCUACCGACUAUUUGUUCCAGGAAGAUGUGAAUCGGAUUGAUGAUUCGGAUGAUCCUACCGCUGCCCCCAUUUCGCAGUUGGCUAUGACGAAACGUUUGCUUUCCGAGUCUCAAAAAAUUGCAUACGUUGGCUUGUGCAGCACAUUGUCGCAUCAAAUGCUUCGCGAAAUUGAAAUGUUGCAACUCAAGGAUCGUGGAGCGGCUGUACAAAGUGCCAAGGAAUGGAUUCUUCGUGUCAUGGUUCGUUUGUACCAGCAUUUGGACAUUGAGCCCACAGAGCAAGCCAUGAUCGAGUCGCUGUCUCAACAUGGCAUCUUACCCACAGACUUAUCACCUAGUCUGGUAACCACACAUACCAUCCCCAACCCAGCAUACAAUCCCAGGUUAGCACGCCAACUUGCUGCCGAAGAUGCUUCUAAAGAGACAUCCACAGCUCCGACACAUACCCCGUCGCCGUCGGAUCCGUCUGUGGCCGAGCCUACGAUACCAGAGACGUCCCAAGAGGCUUCGGCUAAUGCUUCCACUCCGGAAGCGCCUGUACUUACAGACCCCAAUUCUGCUGCUCAAAUUGCAGAGCGUCAGCAUGAGGAGGCCCCUCUCACAGCCACGACGGUCGCGCCGACGGACCUCACGACACCUUCCACGGAGCCAAUGCCUCAUUCCAUGACGCUGGAUGGCGUCACGACCGAAAUCAGUGAGACUAGCAAGACCAUAACUCUGGAUAUUCGAUGGACAGUGCUGUGUGACUUCUUCCUUGUUUUAACCGCGGACAGUGUGUACGAUGCACGUUCUCGUGUCCUUCUGGAGCGUCUUGCAGAAACGUUGGGACUAACAUGGAUGGAUGUCACAAAGUUUGAAAAGCGAAUUACAGAUGCCUUGGAGAUCGAGGAGUAUGUCCAGGCACUGGGCGAUAAGGGUGUGACAGAAAAACAUGCCAAGGCCUCACGCAAUCGCCGCAUGGUCAUGAUGGGUUUGGCGACUUUGGGUGGUGGUCUUGUCAUUGGUCUUUCUGCAGGUCUGCUGGCGCCUGUAAUUGGUGCUGGUAUCGGUGCCGCGUUGGGCGCUGUAGGCAUCAGUGGUACGUCAGCCUUUCUGGGCGGCGUAGGCGGUGCGACCAUCAUCACGACGACAGGUACGAUUAGUGGCGCCACGCUAGGCGGUCGUGGUAUGAGCCGCCGUGUGCGCAGUGUCAAGACGUUCGAGUUCCGUCCCUUGCACUACCACAAACGCGUGAACUGCAUUGUCACCGUACCGGGCUUCCUCAAAGGCCCCGAGGACGAUCCGACAUUGCCGUAUAGUGUGAUUGAUCCUGUGAUGGGCGAUGCAUUCAGUAUUAUGUGGGAGCCAGAGAUGAUGCGUGAUAUGGGUAAUGCCAUGUCGAUUCUAUGGAAUGAGACGCUUGUGCAGGGCGUGCAACAAGUGCUAGCGGCUACCGUUGCUGGUGCUAUGUUUAGCGCGCUGGCUUGGCCAUUAUGGCUUUCCAAGCUCAAUUACUUGAUUGACAAUCCAUGGUCGAACGCCACGGAGCGUGCUCGAGCAGCGGGAGCGAUCUUGGCCGACGUCUUGAUCAACCGCCAGCUGGGUGUGCGCCCUAUCACCUUGGUGGGCUUCAGUUUGGGCGCACGUAUGAUUUUCUAUGCGCUCCUAGAACUGGCCAAGAAGAAGGCCUUUGGUGUUGUGCAAAACGUGUAUAUUAUGGGCGCCCCUGUGACAGCGAAUGAGGCCGAAUGGAAGUUGGCCCGUAGCACUGUAUCAGGCAAAUUUGUCAACGCCUAUUCGAGAUCUGACUGGCUCCUGGCGUACUUGCAUCGCGCGACUGCUGGAGGCGUCCGCAGCAUUGCCGGUCUGCAUCCUGUGAAAUACGAUUGCCGUAUCGAGAAUGUCGAUGUGACACAUCUCGUACCUGGCCACUUGUCGUAUCGUGCAUUGACGCCUCUUGUGCUCGGUGAACUGGGCUUCAAGACGACGGCGGAUUACUUUGAUGAGCCAGAAGACCUGGAGAAACUGCCUGAACGAGAAGUGGUAGAGACCGAUUCGACCAAGGCUGCGACGGUCGCCGCUCCUUCCAAGUUGGCUGGGCUGACCAAUUUGUUUAAGCGUGGCGAGAAAUCGGCGCCUUCGUCGAAAGACGACGACGACUUGCCCGAGCGUCUGGAUACGCCUGUGGAUGGCCCUGAGGACGCGGGAGCACCGACAUUGGUGGCAGCGGCAGCAGCCGAAACUGUCGACACCGAGCAGGAAAGCGGCGAUGAUCUGCCGACACCUGCUACCUCUGAUCGCUCCCAGGAGGAGAAGGUGGCACAUAUCCGCGACGCUCGUGCGCGGCAAGAUGCAGCGGAGGCGAGCACGCCUGACGAUGUCACACGUUCCUCCCCUGAGCGCGAAGAGAGCGUGACGUCUUCGCAGAGUCGAGAGGCGUCGUCUGCCAACACGCCCGCGCCAUUGACAGAGAACGAUACUUCUCUUGAUCGCCCCUCUACGCCGACUCCAAGUAGCCCACGGCUAGCCACGCCGCCCACGUUGCCAGAGGCGGACGCCAUACCCCCGCCCGACAACGAGGCUGCCAACACGUCUUCCUACUCUCACUAUGGCCUAUCAUCGGAAGAAGCGCAAUCCUUAGCACGCCAAUUCCAUGGGUUGUCUAUGAGCGCUUCUACUACGCCGACCAAGAAAGCUGACGUGGGCCACACCGACGAGGAUACGCCGUGGGGGGCCUCGGACGCCAAUCCGUGGGAUUGA